Molecule: messenger RNA, 2090 nt
Organism: Contarinia nasturtii (swede midge)
Lineage: Eukaryota; Metazoa; Arthropoda; Insecta; Diptera; Cecidomyiidae
Gene: ninaB
Product: carotenoid isomerooxygenase
Exons: 7
Coding region: 109-1914 (601 amino acids)
Biological process (GO): retinal metabolic process; carotene catabolic process
Molecular function (GO): beta-carotene 15,15'-dioxygenase activity; carotenoid dioxygenase activity
Source: RefSeq, a predicted model, not a curated record
GAGAGCACUUUUUCAUUCGUUGAGAAAAGAAGAUUUUCUACUAAAGAAAAAAUAGGAAGGAAAUAGAUUUUUUUGGUAUAAAAAACAGUUUGUGAAAAAGAGUUAAAAAUGUUGAAGUCCAAAACAUUGUUGACUGACCAAAGUUUCAGUACGCUUGAAGAUAAAAAUACAAAGUUGUAUCCGAACUGUGACGGUUCAGUGUGGUUGAGAUCGUGCGAAAAAGAGGUUUUAAAACCAAUUUAUGGGACACUUCAUGGUCAUAUUCCGAAAUGGCUUAAAGGUUGCCUUUUAAGGAAUGGACCAGGCAGUUUGAACGUCGGUAACACACAAUACCAUCAUUUGUUCGAUAGUGCCGCCUUACUUCACAAGUUCGAUAUCAGCGACGGAAAUGUGUCUUAUCAGUGUCGUUUCAUUAACACCGAAUCGUACAAAACAAAUCUGGCAGCCAAUCGAAUAGUGGUCACUAGCUAUGGUACGAGAACGGUUCCGGACCCGUGUCAAACGAUAUUUCAAAGAAUAUCAAGUGUAUUCUCGGCAGAUCCGAUCAACGAUAACUGCAACAUUUCGAUAUAUCCAUUUGGUGAUGAAUUCUACGCAUUUACCGAAUGCCCAAUAAUUCAUCGAAUCGACAUCGAAACAUUGGACACAGUUGGAAAGCGUGAUAUAAAACAGAAUAUCGGAGUUGUUAAUCAUACGUCGCAUCCACAUAUAAUGGACGAUGGCACUGCAUACAAUUUGGGAUUAUCGGUUAAAAAUGGUCAAUCACAAUACAAUAUAAUAAAAUUUCCGAAUGGAACGCAAAUGUUUGAAAAUGCAUCAAUCAUUGCUGAAAUUCCAGCACGUUGGCAGAUGAAUCCGUCGUAUAUGCACUCAUUUGCAACCACGGACAAUUAUUUUAUUAUAAUUGAGCAACCACUCAGCAUAUCAAUGGUUGAAUCACUCAAGGCGAAAUACUUGAAAAGACCUUUGGCCUCGAUUUUCAAGUGGUUUCAAAAUGAGUGCACGCUAUUCCAUGUGAUUUGUCGUCGCACGUGCCAACGGAUAUUCACUUUCAAAGCAGCACCAUUUUUCUAUUUACACACAAUCAAUGCACACGAGCGUGGUGAUUAUAUCGUUGUUGACAUUUGUUGUUAUCGAGAUCCUUCAGUUCUGGAUUGCAUGUAUGUGGAAGCAAUGGAAAAUAUGCAAACCAUAAAAAACUACUCGAAAAUGUUCCGAAGCCGACCAUUACGAUUUGUUUUACCUAAGGUUUUACCCAUCGCCAAACAAUUUCAACGUGAACCACCAACACCUUCGCUUUGGAAUACUUUGAAAAACAUCACUUCUAAUUUAUCAUCGUCAAGCAUUGAACAUUAUUUAAUGAAGUAUCAAAACACCGGUUGCAUCAUCGAUUCGGUUAAAGUUGAUUUGAAAUUUUGGUUGAACUUUGAAUCAUGCUAUGCAAUCGAGAAUUUAGUAAAAAUGGAGAAAAGUGAAUGCAGAGCAUAUCAUUUGGAAGAUUCAACCAUUUAUUGUAUACCCGAACGACUCGGUGACAUUGGAUGUGAAACACCAAGAAUAAACGAUGUUAAAUCAGCUGGUAAAAACUACCGCUUUUUCUAUGCAAUCAGCUCUGAUGUUGACGCUGACAUUCCGGGAACGAUCAUAAAAGUGGACGCAGACAAUAAAACAAUUCUUACAUGGAAUGAACGAAAUGUAUAUCCAAGUGAACCGAUUUUUGUACUAGAACCACAUGCAGAGAAUGAAGAUGAUGGUGUUAUCUUGUCUGCAAUGGUAUGGGGUAAUGGCGAUGAAAAUAAAGUCGGAUUGUUGGUAUUAUGUGCAAAAACAUUAAAAGAACUUGGACGAUGCAUAUUUAAGACGCCUGGACCAGCUCCCAAAUGUCUUCACGGAUGGUUUACGGAAAGAAAAUAAAUCAAUGCGAUACUAUAUAACUUUUUGACACAUACAAUCAAUACAUUGUUCUCGAAAUUGGUUUUAGUUGAAAUUAUUAUUGCAUUAUAGUUUAGUAAGCAUUUUGGAAUCACUGAAAUAUUUAAAACUGUCGUCACAUCAAUCGAGCACUAAUAAAAAUAAAAUAUUAUAAUGAA